GGUUGUUAAUGGGCAGGUCUCUGUGAAGCAGCAGCCUACCUGUUGGAGCUCAUUGCGGCAGAGUUGCCACCCGGACCCCAUGGUCGUUCGCUGAUCGUGGACCUGCGAGAGCUGAGUGCACCUAACAAGAGAGAAAACAACGGAAACAUGUCUCAAAGACUUUUACUCUGCGCUGUUUUGGCCGUGUGCCACUGGACGCAAACUUGCACUGGAUUUAAUAUAGAUGAACGGUUUCCUGUGAUCAAAGAGGGGAAAACCAGGGGGAGCUUGUUUGGGUUCUCUGUAGCUUUGCAUGAGAAGACGGUGGGCUCCAGACAGUAUCUGCUUCUUAUAGGUGCGCCCAAAGAAAAAGCACAAUCUCUUCCGAAAGUCAAUGAAACAGGCGCCGUCUACUUCUGUCCCAUUACCACCGACACCACUGACUGCUCCAGAAUGGACCUGGUUACCUCGACAACUACCUCUGAGAUAGUGGAGGGCAUGUGGUUGGGUGUGACAGUGUCCAGUCAGAAGGGCCAGCCAGAUGGACGCGUGUUGGCAUGCGGACAUCGAUAUGUGAAGGUUAUGUCAGAGAAUCAGUGGCGGAUGUUAGGAAAAUGUUAUGUAAGGAGUAAUGACCUGACCUUUGACCAAGAGGAUGAGUGGCAGAAAGAAAAUUAUGACGUCUGCAAUCCCAACAACGACCACAACUUGGACGGCAUGUGCAACUUGGGCAUCUCAGGCGGUAUAUCGGAAACUAAUGUCUAUUUAGGCUCUCCAGGCAGCUACAAUUGGCAAGGAGAUGCUCAUGUGAUACGGAUAGAUCCACAAAACCCCUGGAACUAUGCUGACAAAAGCUUUGAAAGUCUAGAGAAAGCAUAUAGUUAUAUAGGUUAUUCAGUUCUCGAAGAAAAGAAGCUGCUGAGCUAUGAUGACUCGACAGUUGUGACAGGGGCUCCCAGAUAUGAGUCUAAGGGUGCUGUGAUUUUUUCAAAUAAAACUCAACCAAAGCUUUUGUUGGAGCAGAUCAUCCUUGGGGAACAAGUGGGUUCCUACUUUGGAAACAGCCUGGCAGUGACAGAUCUGAACAAUGACAGUUGGAACGACCUGAUUGUGGGUGCCCCGUUUUACUUUGACCGUAAGAAUGAAAUGGGGGGAGCAGUGUACAUUUUCAUGAACGAGAAUGGGUUUUUCCAGAAGACUGCCUCAAUGGUUUUGAAGGGCCCAUCUGAUUCUGCCUUCGGCCUUGCACUGGCCGCCAUUGGCGACAUCAACCAAGACGGAUUCCAAGACUUUGCUGUUGGAGCGCCAUUCCACCAGACAGGAAUGGUCUACAUAUGGAUGGGAAGCAAAAAGGGAAUAUCAAAGGAGCCUAGUCAGACCAUUAUGGGUAGGACGUUUGGUGAAAAAUUCCAGACCUUCGGCUACUCCAUCAGCGGAGGGAUGGACGUGGAUGAUAACAGUUACCCUGAUAUCUUAGUUGGCUCUCUGGAUGAUCACAUUGCCCUCCUCAGAGCUCGACCGGUUGUGCACUUAACCCAAGACUUCACUGUCGAGCCUAAGAUUGUGGACGAUAAAAUGUGCUCUGGAGAUAAACCAUGCAUUACAGCUACUCUGUGCGUGUCUUUCACUUUAAGCACCGGAAAUACAAAUUUCAAGAGACCUGUCACGUUGAUGUAUAUGGUAGAGGCCGACAUGGAGAGAAGAGGAAGCUCUCGUGUUCGUUUUCAGAAUGACAUCAACACUUACACUGGCAACCUGACCAUGACAUCUUCCAAAACUGCGUGUGAAACUCUCAAGCUGUUUGUAGUCGAACCUGUGAGGGACAAACUGGAACCAGUGGUCUUUUUCCUCAACUUCUCAUUAUAUGAACCAAUACCUAGAGCCAGACGAGCCCCACAGAACCUGGACUCCUUCCCGAUUUUGAGCCCAGAGCAGAAAUCCAGCCGAAGAACUGAGAUUCACUUUCAAAAGGCGUGUGGCUCAGACAACAAAUGUACCAGUAACCUGCAACUAACAGCAAAGUUUGUUGAAGAAAAUGAAGAAAAGCCUUAUCCCAGUCAGGGCAAAGUUCAAGUGCUCCAGUUCAACAGCUCCAUAAAGAAAAUAGGGCUCGCGGUAAACGUUACCAACUAUCAAUCUGAAGGGAAGCUAGCUGAAGACGCCCACAGAGUCGUGCUCAAUGUCACUAUCCCUGAUGUGCUGAAAUAUGCCAGUGUCAGUUCUUUGAAUAACAAAGUUGAGUGCACUCUUCUUGAUACAGUCAUUUGUGAGGUGGGGAACCCAAUUAGCGAAAACGAAAAGGUGUCCUUCCUGCUCAAGUUUGAAACAUCAGGAAUCACCCUACACACACGAAAGAUUGAGUGUCAGCUGCUGUUGUCAACUCUUAGUGAGCAGAGUGACCUAGCGCCUGUUCCUAUGGCCUUGCUGAUUGAAAACACCAUUAAGCCCGUCUUCAGCUUCUUAUCCAGUGAAAAGUCACAGGUGGAAACAGUAAAGUUUGGUGGGACAGUGAUGGGCGAGUCAGCCAUGGUCAACACAAGUGACGUGGGCAGUCUGGUGGAGUUCACCUUUACUAUGAACACAAUGGGACAAUCGCUGCAAGACAUAGCAACCCUGGCUGUGGAGUUUGAGUGGCCCUAUGAGGUAGCAAACGGCAAGUGGCUGCUGUACCUGACGAAGAUUGUUGUUCAGGGGGAUUCUGAAACGGAGUGUAAACCUCCUGGAAAUGUGGUCAACAUGCUUAACCUAACUUUGUCAGAGAGAAGACCUAAGCGUACUAAGCGACAGAUUAGAGUUGAAGGUGAGAAUGACGUGACCCAUUCAAAUAUUAUUGAGCCACAGGCAGCAGUCACACUGUCUUCUACUCCCAAAAAGAGGUACCUGUUGGAAUGCUCCAAGGGGACAGCAAAGUGUGUGACGUUUACCUGCCCGCUGCUCAAUGUUUCGAAUUCAGCCACGAUUUAUGUCCGAUCCCGGUUGUGGAAUAGUACAAUGUUAGAGGACUAUUCUGAUGCAUUUGUAGUUGAAGUUAAAGGCCAAGCCACACUGAAGCUUAUUAAUAAUCAAUCAAACAUCAAGAUGGAGAGUCAGACGACCUGGUUCACAGUACAAAUAGAACCAGAAGAAAGGGUGGAGACACCCUAUGAGCUUCCCCUGUGGAUCAUCAUCUCUGCAGCUGUAGCAGGAAUUGCCCUGCUAGGAAUCAUCAUUCUUAUACUAUGGAAGUGUGGCUUCUUCCAGAGAGCCAGCAGGAGGGAGAUGUAUGAGGCCAAGGCCCAGAAGGCUGAGAUGAAGAUCCAGCCCUCUGAGACAGAGAGGCUAACUGAGGACUACUGAGGCCCCAUGUCUCCCAACAGCAUACACCAUUGGGGCUUUUGGCUUGGCUUCUUCAAGCGAGCCAUCUACUACAGAAUAAUGCCAAAGCACCAGGGAGUGAGAAUUCGCAGGGCUGAGCGUUAUCAGUUCAAUCUGGGGUUUCAGCCCGAGGAG
Molecule: messenger RNA, 3468 nt
Organism: Pelmatolapia mariae (spotted tilapia)
Lineage: Eukaryota; Metazoa; Chordata; Actinopteri; Cichliformes; Cichlidae
Gene: itga3b
Product: integrin, alpha 3b
Exons: 26
Coding region: 148-3315 (1055 amino acids)
Biological process (GO): cell adhesion mediated by integrin; leukocyte migration; cell-cell adhesion
Cellular component (GO): external side of plasma membrane; integrin complex
Molecular function (GO): integrin binding
Source: RefSeq, a predicted model, not a curated record